Molecule: messenger RNA, 2115 nt
Organism: Panicum virgatum (switchgrass)
Lineage: Eukaryota; Viridiplantae; Streptophyta; Magnoliopsida; Poales; Poaceae
Exons: 5
Coding region: 170-1750 (526 amino acids)
Molecular function (GO): protein binding
Source: RefSeq, a predicted model, not a curated record
AUUAUGCGCGAGGCAGAGUUUGCUCUUCACAGAGACCAGCCUCGUCCCGUGGCCGUGGGUCGCAGCAGAGAGCCUGAGUCGGCGGCGGCGCCGACUCGAUCUGCUCCGCUCUUGAUCUUUCCCUCGCGCGUCUCGUGGGGGGUUAGCACCUCGCGAUUUGCUCGUGGCCAUGCAGUGCAGCGGCGGCGGCAGAGACGGCAGCCACUGCGGCGAAUCCCAAGCCCUCAUAGCAACCAUGAUGCAUUGCACUUCAGAUGAAUCAAUUGCUUCAGUGGAUGCAACAGAGGGCUCACCCUCCAAACAGGAUGACGAUUCCCAGGUUUGCAAAGAACGAGAUUAUAACUCGCAGAAAGGCGAAAGGGUGAGAAAUUCAGGACCCAUGCUUCCUGAGGACAUCUUGUAUCACAUACAUUCUCUAUUGCCACUUAGGGAUGCCGCCCGUGCUGCCUGCGUGUCUCAUGCAUUCUUGAAUUCCUGGAGAUGUCGUCCCAACCUCUGCUUGAGUACCGAAACUCUAGGCUUGAAAGGAAGCCAUGAUAAAAGAUGCAUGGAUUUCACUAUAACAGUUUAUCAUAUUUUGAAGCAGCAUUCUCGCAUUGGCUUGAAGACAUUUCAGCUUGCCAUGUAUGGUUAUUACAGUAUCAGUUCUUGCCAUCUUGAUAGUUGGCUUCACCUUGCUCUUACAUCGGGGACUGAAGAGCUUGUACUUGAGAACACUUCAAUGAAGUAUAACCUACCAUUGUCACUUUUCUCUGGCAAGAGUGGAAACUCAAUCCGGUAUCUUCAUCUGAGCUUCUGCACCUUUCGUCCAACAUUCAGACUUGGGUGCUUCAGAAGCUUGAAGAAGCUGCAUCUGCAUAAUGUGAGUAUUACUGGGGACGAGUUAGGACGCCUUCUUCCAGAUUCUGUUGCUUUGGAGAAGUUAGAACUCGCGCAUUGCAAGGAGAUAAUUUGCCUGAAGAUACCCCAUGUGCUGCUGAGGCUCAGCUGCCUGAAUGUGGCUGUAUGCCACAAUCUGCAAGUGAUAAAGAAUGAAGCUCCAAAUUUGUCCAGUUUGUGCUUUGAAAGGUUGCGCAACCUUGUACAUAUCUCACUUGGAGAAGCAUUGCAUGUGAAAAAAUUAGAAUGUUUCAAGGCCUUCGACUUUAUGCAGCUUCCGGCCAUCCUGCCAAAUCUUGAAGCUCUUACCACUGAUUUGAUUUACCAGAUGGCCAGUGUACCAAGCGUGCACAGCAAAUUCUCCCAGCUGAAGUACCUAAACAUUAGCGUUCCUAAAGAGACCCAUGGCCUGGUCUAUGAUUAUCUUUCCGUGGCUUCAUUUCUUGAUGCUUCUCCUGCCUUGGAGACUUUCAUCCUGCGUAUACAUGUACCGGAGUUUCCUGUGCAGCAUGGCUUGUUUUCUGGCGGUUCCUCCCAUCUGCGUCAGAUGCCAGAACACCGAUAUGGGAAGCUGAAGCGUGCGGAGAUCAUCUACUUCUACCCUACGAAGAGCCUGCUGGAGCUCGCAAACCAUGUUCUUGAGACCGCGACUUCACUUGAAUGCCUCACACUGGACACCUCUAGCUGUUGUUGCCGGUGGCGUCGUGGCAGCAAUCCUGCCAUGUGCUACCUCGAGGCUAUCAAAAGAUACUUCGAAGGGAAAGUCCCCUCCACCACCUCUACGGCUAGACUAGAUGUCAAGGGGCCUUGCUGUGGAGGACUGGACGAUUAUACAUGGCAAAGUUUUACUGUGUUUGGUGGGCGUUCAUAGUGGCCGGGAUCGUGCUGUGAAAUGUGAACGUAAAAGAUAGAUGUCAAUCAAGGUAUCGUUGAGACCACGCUUUGCCCAGUUUGCCCUCCAUUGCUUCCUUGAGAGAAUGUGUCAAUACAGCUUGCCCAUAAUUGGAGCCAUGUUGUUAAUUGCUUGACGUGAUAUAUGAUUCUCCGUGUAAAGUACGAGCUUAUGCAUCUUUGGGAGUGUGGAGAAACAGCUGUUUUGCAGUAGUGUCACCGUUGAUUCCGAUGGGUUUGGUAGGACUGUUCCUGAAUAUAUUCCUGACAGAGGUGCUGUAUGCAGCCUGAAAGGCGCUUCAGACUUCAGAUGUCCCGGCAUUGUGAGCAAUCGAACAUUUGUCA